Molecule: messenger RNA, 213 nt
Organism: Rhinocladiella mackenziei CBS 650.93
Lineage: Eukaryota; Fungi; Ascomycota; Eurotiomycetes; Chaetothyriales; Herpotrichiellaceae
Exons: 1
Coding region: 1-213 (70 amino acids)
Source: RefSeq, a predicted model, not a curated record
AUGGAAGGCCUGGACUUAAAUUUGAAUUCGCUCCACUUGAAUGAGGAAGAAGUUGCCGCUAAACAGUCGACCCCAGAUAAGUUUGCACACUACCGAGCGACUUACGGAUGGGACUGGAAUAUAGAUACGAUCCAGAAAGGUGAGGACGAAGACGGGGACGACGCAGACGACGUGGUGCAGGAUGAGGAGCAGCGCGGUGAUGAUGUGAACUAG